Messenger RNA from Catharus ustulatus (Swainson's thrush), 1412 nucleotides. RefSeq names its product phospholipid phosphatase related 1 (gene PLPPR1). Lineage: Eukaryota; Metazoa; Chordata; Aves; Passeriformes; Turdidae. Gene Ontology annotation, biological process: signal transduction; phospholipid metabolic process; phospholipid dephosphorylation. Gene Ontology annotation, molecular function: phosphatidate phosphatase activity. The transcript is spliced from 9 exons. The record is from RefSeq and is a predicted model, not a curated record. Bases 379 to 1356 code for a protein of 325 amino acids.
GCCGCCGGGCGGGGGCUGGAGCCGGGUCCGGUGCCCGGGAAAGGAGGGGAGGAGCGGCGGAGCGAGGGAGUGGAGCCUCUGCUCGCCCGGGCAGCGUUGCGGGGAAUCGAGGCGGGAAGGGGCGAGGAGGACGAGGAAGCAGCGGCUCAGGGAGAGAGUCCCGAAACCGGCCCUCCCCGCCGCGGCGGCGGGCGAACCACGAUGCCCGGCCGGCCAGAGCUGCCUGCACGCCCUCCCGGAGACCGCCGCCCGUAGCGGGGCCGCCGCGCCGCGGGGAGAUACCAGACAAUAGCCUCCUAUGCUGUAGAUAUGGGGCUUUCUGAAAAUACACAGGAUAUAAAGUUUUGAACAGUGCCUCCCCAACAAGUGUGAUGAGAAAUGGCUUUAGGAAACAAUACCCAGAGAAGUUAUUCCAUCAUCCCCUGCUUCAUCUUUGUUGAGCUCGUCAUCAUGGCUGGGACUGUUCUGCUCGCCUACUACUUUGAGUACACCGACACUUUCCAGGUGCAUAUCCAAGGUUUCUUCUGCCAGGAUGGCAAUUUGAUGAAGCCGUACCCUGGGACAGAGGACGAGAGCUUCAUUUCACCACUCGUGCUGUACUGUGUGCUGGCUUCAACUCCGACAGCGAUUAUUUUUAUUGGCGAGAUAUCCAUGUAUUUCAUAAAGUCAACCCGAGAAACCCUCAUUAUUCAAGAGAAAACUAUUUUGACUGGAGAGUGCUGUUAUCUGAACCCACUGCUUCGAAGAAUAAUACGUUUUAUAGGAGUGUUUGCAUUUGGACUUUUUGCCACUGACAUCUUUGUAAAUGCUGGCCAGGUUGUGACUGGGAACUUGGCUCCCUACUUCCUGACUGUGUGCAAACCCAACUACACUGGAAACGACUGUCGGGCCCACCACCAGUUCAUAAACAAUGGCAACAUCUGCACGGGAGAUGUGGAGGUGAUUGAGAAGGCCAGGAGAUCUUUUCCAUCCAAACAUGCUGCUUUGAGCAUCUACUCAGCUUUAUAUGCCACGAUGUACAUCACAAGCACAAUUAAAACAAAGAGUAGCAGGCUAGCCAAGCCCGUGCUGUGUCUGGGAACCCUCUGUGCUGCCUUUCUCACUGGGCUAAAUCGAGUGUCUGAGUAUCGAAACCACUGCUCAGAUGUGAUUGCAGGCUUCAUCCUGGGGAGUGCUGUAGCCUUGUUUCUGGGGAUAUGUGUUGUCCAUAACUUUAAGGGCAGUCAUGCAGCUCCUUCCAAACCGAAGCCUGAAGACCCCCGAGGAAUGCCACUAAUGGCUUUUCCCAGGGUGGAGAGUCCUCUGGAGACACUGAGUGCACAGAAUCACUCUGCCUCUAUGACUGAAGUAACCUGAGAUGGGAGAUCAGCAGCUGAAGCUAUUUUUUACUACCCUCCAGUAAAAUACUCCAA